CAUCCUGCCACCACCUACCUGUACUUUAUUUCCACCGCAGACGAUAAGUACGACUAUCAGCACCAAUCGACAAUAUAGCGGCCAUGGCUAGCAUCCUAGCCGCACGAGAUCAAGAAAACCUCAUCCAUGCGCAGCAGACUACGGCCGCUGGGAAGCCGUUGAACCAAAGCACGCGGAUCCUACAUCCAAAGACACCAGGAAAUCUGAAGACUCCUUUUCGACUGGCGAAGAACGACGAAAAUCUACUCCCCCAUCUCAAUGGACCGAAGGCUCUGGAUAAGGAUGGACCAAGCAAGUUAGACAAGACCACAUUCGUUACACCUCUGAUUCCACGCAAUCGAGCGCCCCUUGGAAUCAAGACAACCAACGCGAAAGCUCAAGCUUUUCAGACACCUGCUCCCGCUCCUUUGACGACAAAGCGGCUUGGAACUGGGCAGAAGCAUUCCGCAGCUCGUCGCUCAGGCAGGUCUAAGAUCGCAGUCGCUCCUUCUGAACCAGUCGACAGUGACUUGGUGAAAAGACCCACGCAAGACCAAGAGCCAGAUUUCGGAUACGCACCACCGCCACCAGUAGAGCUACCGGAUCCUCCAAUUGAGUUCGAAGAAGAUGUACUACUUACUGAGGAGCUUCGAGCCGGCUACGGAGUGGUAUACGCGUAUGAUUCUCCCAACAAUGAGAACGGAGUGUCUAUGCGUCUUAAAAAGGAAGAAGAAGAGUGGAAGAGAUUCGAUGCGGACCGUAUGAACAAAAGCCUCAAGGACAUGUCCGAACCAGUCUUUCUUGCACCCAGCGAACUAGAUGCACGUGUCGACGGCAUGAUUGCAGCAGGACCAAAGAAGAAGCGACCAGAGCUCUCCAGGGUAGACACCAUGCAAGCGAAGUCUGCUGCUGCUGCGCUCUCUGGCUCACGGCCGAACUUGCCUGCUGCUACGAGGAAAACUACUCAGACGUCAGAGCAGAAGAAGAAAGCAGUUCUUCCCAUCACGAAAGGCAGGCCACCGACCCUACCCCACCACUUGUCAUCAUCUCGCACCACUCAUACUGCCGUGUCUAAAAAUACAAUUGGAUUUCCCAAAGCAAAGAAGGCCCCCUCCAUCAUUCCGAGGAGCGCUGAGACCGAGAGAAGCGGAAUCGCCUCGAAGCCCAUCAAAAUCUCGCAAGUAUCAAUCCAUCCACGCGAUUUCCGCGAUUUAUACGGCUCACCCCCCGAGGAAAGCGAUAUGUGGUUCAGACUCAAGCAGUACGAGUUGCUGGAGCAAGAUAUGGCUCAGGAUGAGGGCGAUGAUCUCACUAAUGACCUCUUCGAAACCGACUUCUUUCCCUUUGGAAACGCAAAGCUCGACAAUGAAGACUUCCAACUACCCAUACCUGAGUGAACACGAUGCUCCACCGGUCCUUGUCACGGGCACAGGGUAUACUACUUUGCUGGGGUCUUUUACGACACUCGAUGAUUCAUGAUAUUGAUACCCUUUGAUAGAUAUUGCCAAAAAGAAAAUGGAGUGGUCAGCGCACGGACAUCUGAUUAUGGACGUCGGCCACGCAUGAGCGAAGAACCCGAUUGGCACUGUGUAUGGUGGUUGGUCUGUACAGAGAGUGCUUUUGAAACUAUUUAAUCUUGGAGACGGGCUUUUGUUGCUUGGGCAAACGUAGUUCUACUGUA
This is a messenger RNA of Cladophialophora immunda, 1660 nucleotides long. RefSeq lists its product as uncharacterized. Lineage: Eukaryota; Fungi; Ascomycota; Eurotiomycetes; Chaetothyriales; Herpotrichiellaceae. The coding region runs from base 84 to 1376 and encodes 430 amino acids. The record is from RefSeq and is a predicted model, not a curated record. The transcript has a single exon.